This is a messenger RNA of Plasmodium gonderi, 561 nucleotides long. RefSeq lists its product as hypothetical. Lineage: Eukaryota; Apicomplexa; Aconoidasida; Haemosporida; Plasmodiidae. The transcript has a single exon. The record is from RefSeq and is a predicted model, not a curated record. The coding region runs from base 1 to 561 and encodes 186 amino acids.
AUGGAUUUGAUCAGAGAAUAUUAUUCAAAUUGUAUACACGCAUGUACCCCUGAGAAGUACGUGAUAGAUCAGAGUGAAAUAGAAUUUUCAACAGCGGGAAAAAAUAGUUUAAGACUUAAUGUCAUAGAUUGGUAUUACACAACGGCAGGAAGUUUUAGCACACAAGAGAACUGUACUCGAAAUGUAGCUUUUAACCCAAAUGACAAUGCAUAUAUGAGCAACUUAUAUCGAAAAAGAAAAAGUUACACAAGUUUUGAAGGUAUAAAAGUAAUGGAAAAUUUAUUUUUAUUGAGUGAUCGUGAAAAAAGCAAAGAAACUAUAAAGGAGUGUUCCCAUAAAGCGAAGGAAAAUAAGUACCACCUGUACCGUGACACGAAUAGAAGUAUGAGAAAAGAAAGAAAUAUAUUGAAUCAGACUGAAUCCAUAUAUGUAGAAAAUGCCUUUGACUUAACAUUAACCACAGAUAUUAAUGCUCCAAUAAAUGAAACUCUCUCGUUUAAAAAUACUCACAAAAAGCGAGGACACAAUAAAUGUAGUAAAAGAAAAAAAGAAAAAAAUUGA